Messenger RNA from Silurus meridionalis, 2130 nucleotides. RefSeq names its product guanine nucleotide binding protein (G protein), alpha inhibiting activity polypeptide 2a (gene gnai2a). Gene Ontology annotation, molecular function: GTPase activity; GTP binding; G-protein beta/gamma-subunit complex binding. NCBI's taxonomy places the organism in Eukaryota, Metazoa, Chordata, Actinopteri, Siluriformes, Siluridae. Gene Ontology annotation, biological process: gamma-aminobutyric acid signaling pathway; adenylate cyclase-modulating G protein-coupled receptor signaling pathway. Gene Ontology annotation, cellular component: heterotrimeric G-protein complex. Bases 9 to 1076 code for a protein of 355 amino acids. The transcript is spliced from 9 exons. The record is from RefSeq and is a predicted model, not a curated record.
UGUCUCUGAUGGGCUGCACGGUGAGUCAUGAGGACAAGGCGGCCCGGGAACACUCCCGGGACAUAGACCGAACCCUGCGGGAGGAUGGAGAAAAAGCGGCCAAGGAGGUCAAACUGCUGUUGCUCGGUGCGGGAGAGUCGGGGAAGAGCACCAUAGUGAAGCAGAUGAAGAUUAUUCAUGAGGAUGGAUACUCAGAAGAUGAGUGUAAGCAGUACAGAGCCGUGGUCUACAGCAACACCAUCCAGUCCAUCAUGGCCAUCAUUAAAGCUAUGAGCAACCUCAAGAUCGAAUAUGAGGACCUUGCUAGAGCUGACGAUGCAAGGCAGCUGUUUGCCCUGGCUGCAGGCGCGGAGGAGCAGGGUCUGUUCCCCGAUGAUCUCUCCAGCAUCGUCUCUCGUCUGUGGGCCGACGGAGGAGUGCAGAACUGUUUCGCCCGUUCCAGAGAAUACCAGCUCAACGACUCUGCUGCUUACUACCUGAAUGACCUGGAGAGAAUAGCCAAAGCAGACUAUAUCCCGACCCAGUCUGAUGUGCUGAGGACUCGAGUUAAGACCACGGGCAUCGUCGAGACGCAUUUCACAUUCAAAGAUCUCCAUUUUAAGAUGUUCGACGUUGGAGGUCAGCGUUCCGAGAGGAAGAAAUGGAUCCACUGCUUCGAGGGCGUCACUGCUAUCAUCUUCUGCGUGGCCAUGAGCGCCUAUGACCUGGUGCUGGCUGAGGACGAGGAGAUGAACCGCAUGCACGAGAGCAUGAAGCUGUUUGACAGCAUCUGCAACAACAAGUGGUUUACGGAGACGUCUAUCAUCCUCUUCCUCAACAAGAAAGACCUGUUUGAGCAGAAGAUCGCACACAGCCCUCUUACCAUCUGCUUCCCCGAGUACCCAGGAUCCAGCACAUACGACGAGGCGUCUGUGUUCAUCCGCACCAAGUUUGAGGAUCUGAACAAGAAGAAGGACGGCAAGGAAAUCUACUCGCACUUCACAUGUGCCACAGACACCGAGAACAUCCAGUUUGUGUUCGACGCCGUCACCGACGUCAUCAUCAAGAACAACCUGCGUGACUGCGGACUGUUUUAGAGGAAGGGCUAGCUGACAUUAGGCCCAGACUUGAACUGGAGUGAUGAGCAGGUGAAGGUGAAGGUGUUCUGACUGACUGCACUGUAACUGUUUCCUGCUUCAGCCUGCUUAUGGAAUAAAUAGACGGAGCUUUCACCAUUUUCUCGACCAUCACCUUUCCCAACCCACCAGUGUUCCUUUCCCUCCCUCCCUCAGUCUCUCUCUCUCUCUCUCUCUCUCUCUCUCUCUCAUUCCUUCACUCACAGCAUCACAUCUAUUUUUUUCCUGUUUGAAUUUUAGACUGCAGCUUCAUCAUCUUAUCAUUAUUAACCUCCUUUCGGGCUUCAACCACAAAGAUUUUAUUUUUUUUCUUUUCUUUUUAAAUCAAUGUUUUAUUUUUCUCCUUUGUGUAUUUUUGAUUAUUAGCAGAGCUAAAAAAAAAAAAAAAAAAAAAAAACAUUUUAUAUAAAUACUUUCGUUUUAGUCUAGAGAAUCUGAUGUGCGGAUUUUAUUAAACAUUUAAUUGCAUAAAGUGUUUUUAUAGAAGCAGCAGCUACAAAGAGAGAAAUCAGAUUGACAAAAGGAAAGAUUUUGUAAAACAAUAAAAUAAAAAUGUUUACACGUCGCCAAACAAAACGUCCUCGUGCAUCACACAGUCUCUACAGACAUUCCUUUUUCAAAUAACCUUAAAAACAAAAAAUAGCAUUUCAGCCACACACUGGAUCUGCAGACACCACAGAGCGGGUUAGUGAGGGUUCAGGAGUCGGAACUCUGAAGUGUGUGUGUGUGUGUGUGAGGACAGAUCUUUCUCAUCCAUUCCAUCCUGUGCCUUUAUUAUUAUUAUUAUUAUUAUUAUUAUUAUUAUUAUUAUUCUUUAUUAUUCUUUAUUAUUAUCCUCACAUCCAUCUCUCUCUCUCUCUCUCUCUCUGUACACUGACACCGUGUAAGGAGGAAAUGUUAUUAUAAGUAAUGAGUCAAAAACAAUUUAAUUAAUAAAAAGGGUAGUGUUUUUUGCUGAAGGUUAAAUAAAAGUCCUGUAUAAUGAUUUAAUUUAAAUAAAAGUUAAGUCACUAGA